Molecule: messenger RNA, 349 nt
Organism: Paramecium octaurelia
Lineage: Eukaryota; Ciliophora; Oligohymenophorea; Peniculida; Parameciidae
Source: the annotation of a GenBank genome assembly
AUGUAAGGUUUUCAUGAAUCAGAUAAACUUGUAAUAUGUUUUGAUAUUAAAAGUGUUAGGAGCAUCCAAAUACUGCUUUCAGAAGAUUUUAAAGAUAGCCAACUUUAUGUUGUACAAUUCGCACUUCUGCUCAGCUUAACGAGAAUGGAACCGAUCAAAUUACUAGUAAUUAAAACAAAAUAGAUCUUGUAUCUGUGAACAGAAGAUCAAUUCAAUCGGUUGGAAAUGUUCAAAACAGAUAAAAAACAAUAAUUCAAGAGAGAGUAAAAAUAUUUGAAUUGUUUAUUAGACCACUAAGAAUUAGAGUUCCAUUCCAAAUGAACUUGAGUCUAAUAAAAACGGAUUUUGA